AUGAACAGGGAUCGAAAGGCCGCGGCAAAUAAGGGGCCUCCCAACAAGAGAACAUAUGUCAAUUCGGAGACGGGGAGGAAAGUGAAUGACUACAUUCCGAAAUUCAUUUCAAGCACGCCGUGGUACUACGAGAAUGAAGCAUUGAAGGUCGAUUCCCAGAGUAGAAAGAGGAAGAGCGACGAUGAAAUGUACCGUCUAAUAGCCGACAAGAGUGUCGAUCGAUUGAAGCAUCAAAGACUCGAUCCAGAAGGUAAAGUUGUUCCUUAUAAUGAAGCCAAGAGCGGUUCGGACAUUGUUGAUGAGUUUGUGGCUAUAUGUGAUGACGAUGGCGAGGAUCAAGUGGAUCGUUGUAGCGAUGGUAUUGCUAAUGAUAAGACUGAUGAUAAUGAUAAUAAUGAUAACAAAAACAAAAGCCGAAAAGAAGACACGUCUUCAUUGAGAAGGAAAGUCCGAGAGUGGAAAAAGAAGGGUAGAUGUGGAAACUGCGGGGGUAAGCAUCAGAAGUCUGAAUGUUUUGAGAAACCUCACUCAAUUUCAUAUAUUUACCGUAACGAUGGAGAUAACAAUAGGCAGGACAAGAGGGGGGUCACUUAUGUUAAAAAGGAAGCUAAAGAUUGGGAUGAGGUGAAGGACAGAUGGCGUGGGGUCGAUAUCAAUGAAGAGUAUGGAGAAAUUGUUGAUAACUUGAAGAAAAAAGAGGAAAGGCUUUUAUCGAAAUUUGUCGAAGAUAACCAAGAUGCAGAUAGAAACGAUAAGGACACAAUUGUCAAGGCCAUAAUGAAAGAUAACCCUUUGGCAUUGGAUCCCAACGAUAAAAUCAUAACAAGGUCGUUAGAGGAUAAGCCUAGAUAUUUGGAAGUCAUCAAGACCGGAGAAGAAUUGAGGUAUAAUCCUAAAUCUAGAGUUUAUAAGGAUCUAAAGGAAGGUUAUCUCAAUGAGAGGGGGCAAUUUGUGCGGUACCUUACCGGUGAGGCGGCGGAGUUUGAGAAACUGAAAAAGUUUGCCAAAAGUGUACAAUCGGAACAGCAAAAGAAAUGGCGACAGGAUUCUGAAAACACUGAGAAAGUUGUAAAUCCCGAGUAUGCUACAGAAAUUUCUCCUACCGCAGCCAUGUUGAAGAUGAAGGAAAAAGAGGAAAAAGAUAAACUCGUAAAGAAGGCAAAAAAGAAAGCAUUGUUAGAAAAAUAUGGAGCUUUAUAG
Molecule: messenger RNA, 1200 nt
Organism: Pichia kudriavzevii
Lineage: Eukaryota; Fungi; Ascomycota; Pichiomycetes; Pichiales; Pichiaceae
Exons: 1
Coding region: 1-1200 (399 amino acids)
Biological process (GO): mRNA splicing, via spliceosome
Cellular component (GO): spliceosomal complex
Molecular function (GO): pre-mRNA 3'-splice site binding
Source: RefSeq, a predicted model, not a curated record